Molecule: messenger RNA, 1988 nt
Organism: Strongylocentrotus purpuratus (purple sea urchin)
Lineage: Eukaryota; Metazoa; Echinodermata; Echinoidea; Camarodonta; Strongylocentrotidae
Exons: 3
Coding region: 251-667 (138 amino acids)
Source: RefSeq, a predicted model, not a curated record
GCAGGCCUACAAUAUUUGCUCCGGCUAUAAUUGCGAGUAUUCUAUGUUGAUCCGUGCUCUCUUUCGUCAACGAUAGAGGAUUGGGUUUUAGAGGUUGCAAUAGGAUUUUAGCUUAGGUUUAGGGUUAGAGUUGCAAAUGGGAUGUAGAAUAUGGUGGAGUUGACGUUCAGCGUAGUGUAGGUCCAGUGUUUUGGUCUUAUAGUUAAAAGGAAAGUCCAUCCUGAUACCAAUUCAAAAGAAGCAGACAUUAAUGAGAGAAACAGGUAAGUACAAGUUUGAGCAUUGUUUUCCAGUGAAAUUCAUCAACAACUUUUAUUAUCAAUUUUCAUAUAGUACUGUCGCUUCUGUGAUUAUGCCUGUGGACUACGCUGCUAUCAUAGUAGAAGUGAUGUCUGAGGAAGGGCUAUUUCCGAGAGAAGGAGUGAGGGGAUAUGGUCAGAGUAAAUGUGAGAACUGCAACAGAUCAUGGAGUACUUACAGAGCACACGUUGUCAUCGAUCUCAAAGGCCAAGAGGUGGCUAAGAUCUACAAACAGAAAUGCAAGCGGUGCAAACAAGAACAUGUUCCAUCCUUUCCCGAGGAAGAGUUCACGGAGAUGGUUAAAAAAGCAUUAAACAGGAGAAAUACUCCGAGAUCGGAAUUCAAACGACAGCACUUUAGUCGAUGACAGCGGACGUCGUGGGCGUCCUAGACGACCACCACAUGAAAAUACCCUCUGCCAAAAGUGCGGCUAUGGAAAGGGCAAAAACUGCUGGGAGAGAUAAGCCAGUCGAGGUCGGAAGAGACGGCAUGAUGUCCAACAUGGCCGUCGUUCUCUAAAGCCCGUUUUUUAUUUUGGAUUGUUAGAUUUAAAAAAAUGUGGAAAAUAGUCUUGGAAUGCCUCAUUUUAAGGCCAUCUUUAUAUUUUAAAAGAAAUAAUGAAUACAUAAUUAAUCUUAGAAUGCCUUAUAUAAUAGCUUUUUUAAAUUUGAUGUUCAACACAAUCUUCGUCCUGUGAAACCCAGUUUGAUAAGAUUCGACUGUCUGAUAAAAUCAUGAAAACAGGACCAUGGUCUUGGAAUGCCAUGGCUCUUUCAUAAUUAUAAACACAACAAUUUUAUGGGCUACCAUAUUUGUUAUUGCCUUCAAUAAUAAUUGUGCGAAUAUACAUGACAAGUUAUACACCAUCAUUAACAUUAUUAAGUGCCCAACUCCCGCAAAAAAGAAAGAUCGUACUAUAAUAUCCACAUGCACACACGAAUCUCAUUGCUAAGAUGUCCUCAUGAUAUGAAACGAUGGCAGUGUAUAUGUGAGGUCAUAAUAAUCAUGUAGCCUAUUCAUUAAAAAACACACGGUCAUUGUAUAGAUAGUUUUGUUUGUAUGCCUUAUUAAGUUUUACUAACAACAAAAAGGUGAUGUAAAUUGGAAAUAAAAAUAUAUAUGUUCUUAAAAUGCAACCUGAUAUUGGCAUGAAUGUUCCCUUUCGCUCUCCGACGUUUCAGAAGUAUAUACGUAUAUAAGCCUGCUAUUAAGUGAUACAAUUUCCAAUCGUAUAUAUUAGUUCACAUGACUGUGCUUCAAAAGUUCUCAGGAAAUUUGGAUUUCAAAUUAAGAAAUGAAAAAAAGAGUUUACUUUAAGUACUUUAAUACGCAACUUGUUCCUAGUUUCUGAAAUGAUUGAUUUUUCUCUUUCUUUCAUGUCAUGAAGGUACUUGUAUUCAUAAUUUUCUACAUUGUUUUAAAUUCUGAAUACUAUUAUGUAGGCGGUUUAAUUCAUGAUGAAAAAAAAAAUAUCUUAGAAUGUGUUGUAUACCUCGGCCAUCAUUGUGAACAUGACAAAAUGGUUCUAGCCUUAUAUAUUUGUUUAAAUUUAAAUUACUGAUUCUAUAUAGCAGCGGCACGGCAAGUUAAUGACAUCAUUUUGUGAGAUAAAUUGCGAGUUAUCACUUCGACUUGAAUAAGUGUGGCUGUAAUCUCUGUGACGGACUAUUCCGACUGACAUAAGCUAA